GAGUCGAAGAGGUUAGCUGCGGAGCAGCGCAAGAACUCUGUCCCUCCGAGUGCUUCCGUUGCGGAGAACGGAAAGCCGCAGCGGUGCCCGCACACGGAAGUCACGGGAGGCCGAUGGCGAAAGCCCAGUGUUGGGGCCAGCGAUGGGUCGACCACAGCUCCCUCCACACCCCGAGGCAGACUGCUGACGACCACGAGGCUGCUUCCAGGCGGCACGUCGAGCAAAGAGACAUCCAGCCGAUCCAGUGACGGCGAGUUGUCCAACGACCUGACAUCCGACAGUGAGUAG
Symbiodinium sp. CCMP2456 is the source of this 288-nucleotide messenger RNA. Lineage: Eukaryota; Dinophyceae; Suessiales; Symbiodiniaceae. The record is from the annotation of a GenBank genome assembly.